AUGACCGCCCCGGCCAACGGCCUGCACGCGCGCGCCCUCGCUGCGGCGCCCGGCGCGAUCGACGCCUCCCUCGACGCCGGCUGGACCGCGCGCGUCCAGCCUGCGGCGGACGGCGUCGUGCGAGUGCUGUUCGCGCGGCGGGGGCGGCAGGCUGGCAGCGGCGCGGGCGCCGGGGGUGGCGAUCUGGGCGGGGGCAGUGUUGGGGGUGAUGGCGAUGACAGGGAGGUUGUUGUGCCGCGAUCAUGGACAAUCCUGGCGCCAGGAGAGGCGGACGCCCCCCUCGCCGGCCGGCCGCGCCUCGCGCCGCCGCCCGGCGCGCCGCGAUUCGUCCGUGUCAGCGCAGCCCCCUCCGCCGCUGCUGCUCCUGGUGGUGGCGCGGGGGCGGCGCCGGCGGCGGUGGAGGCGGACGCGCCCGGCGGCCUGAGGGUGCGGGUGCAGGCGGCGCCGUUCUCCAUCAGCUGGUAUCAGAUCACACCAGAUCACCAGCCCCCGGCCCUCGCAAGCCAGGGCAACGCAGACGACGGCGCCGAGGAUGCAGCGGGCCACCCGGCCACGGACGCAGAGGGCGCCGCCGGGCGUGAUGCGGCGGCAGCAGCUGUCGAGGGAGGCGCGGGGGUGCGCUUCAUUGCGGCGGACCGGUCGUCGCGCCCCUACAGCUUCGGCUGCCACGGCGGCCCCGGCUCGCUGUGCCACGCCAUGGCGCGCCAUGCAGGCGAGUCGACCGGGGGCCUGAACCUGUCGGGCCGCCGCCUGCGCGUGGCCAUGGCUGACGCUCUCGGGUAUGACCCGCAGAGCGGCGACCCCCUGUACAAGGCCUGGCCAUUCUUGGUCGUCCGGGACGGCGCCACCGGCUGCUGGUACGGCCUGCUGUACGACAACCUGGCAGAGGGCGCCUUUGACCUGGGCUGUGAGCACUCAAACUACUACGGCCUGUACCGUUACUACGAGGCGCGUGACUGCGACCUGGAUUACUACUUCAUCGCGGGGCCCACCCUGCCCGCGGUGCUGGCCAGGUUUGCCGCCCUGACAGGCCACAUGGCGCUGGGCCCGCGCUGGAGCCUGGGCUACGCGGCGACCGCCAUGCCUCUGGCGGACGCGCCGGACGCGCAGGUGCGGAUAGAGGCGUUCCUGCGGGAGGCAGCGGACCGCAGCAUCCCCAUCAGCGCCUUCCACUUCGGGUCUGGCUACACCUCCAUAGGCAAGCGCCGCUACGUCUUCCACUGGAAUACCCGCAAGUUCCCAGACCCAGGGGGCCUCGCAGCCAGGGCGGCCGCGGCGGGGCUGCGGCUGGUGGCCAACGUGAAGCCCUGCCUGCUGGACGACCACCCGCUGUUUGAUGAGGCCGCCGCCACGGGCGCUCUGCUGCUGGACGGCUCCAGCGGCGCCCCCAGCAUGGCGCCGUUUUGGGACGGCGACGGCGCCCACGUCGACUUCACGGCUGCGGCGGGCGUGGCGUGGUGGCAGGCGGGGCUGCGCAAGGCGCUGUUCUCAAACGCUAUUGCCGGCGUCUGGAACGACAACAACGAGUACGAGCUGUGGGACGAAGGCGCCGCCUGCGCCUGCACCAGCGGCGGCGAGGACGGCGGCCAUGGGCCCCUGCGGCUUCCGCUGGUGCGGCCGCUGCAGGCCCUGCUGAUGGCGCGCGCGUCGCACGAGGCGCAGGCCGCGGCCGCGCCGGAGGAGCGCCCCUACACCAUCACCCGCGCCGGCUGCCCGGGCGUCCAGCGGUACGCGCAGACCUGGAGCGGCGACAACACCACCUCCUGGGGCCACCUGCGGUACAAUCUGCGCACAGGGCUGCAGAUGGGGCUGUCGGGGAUCGCCAACAUCGGCCACGACGUCGGCGGCUUUGCGGGCCCGCCACCGAGCGGCGAGCUGCUGCUGCGGUGGCUCCAGGCAGGAUGCCUCCACCCCCGCUUUGUCACCAACAGCUGGAAGGCCUGCGGCACCGUGACAUCACCCUGGAUGUACCAGGAAUUCACACCCGCCGCCCGAUGGGCGGUACGGCUGCGGUACCGGCUGAUGCCCUACCUUUACUCAUGCUACGUGACGUCAGCGCUGACGGGGGCGCCCGUCGUGCGCCCCCUAUUCUUCAACUUCCCCGAGGAUCUGGCCUGCUACGACGAUCUGGCAGCCGACCAGUUUAUGGUGGGGCCGGCGCUCAUGGCGGCGCCGGUGGUUCAGGAGGGCGCCAGGGAGGUGCAGGUGUACCUGCCAAAGGGCCCCCCUGGGUGGUACGACUUUUACAGCGAGCAGUACCAUGAGGCUGGGGCCACCAUCACGGCCGCGGCGCCCCUGGAUCGCAUUCCCCUGUUUUUGCCGGCGGCCGCACGCCGCGCGGCCGUCUCAGCGGCCGCUGCCGACGGCGGCUACUGGAUGGGGCCGCCGCAGCUUGCCGAGCUGGUGCUGCCGGGCGGCGCCGCGCUGCGGUUUGACCUGACGGCUGCGCCGGGGGAGGUGGGGGUGACGGUGGCGGUUGCGGGCGGUUACAAACUGCCGUACGACGUCAUGACCAUCGCCCUGCCCGCGGCGGACGGGCGGCGGCUGGUCCUUGAGGCGGUGCGGGUGGACGGCGGCAGCGGUGGAGAAGACGAGGGCAACGCAGCGGGGACGGCGGGCAGUGCCAGCCGGCUGCAGGUGCCACGGCUGGAAGCUGGGUCGUUUGAGAUGCACGAUGUGAUUUGGCCGUGA
This is a messenger RNA of Monoraphidium neglectum, 2691 nucleotides long. RefSeq names its product alpha-glucosidase. The transcript has 15 exons. The record is from RefSeq and is a predicted model, not a curated record. Gene Ontology annotation, molecular function: hydrolase activity, hydrolyzing O-glycosyl compounds; carbohydrate binding. The coding region runs from base 1 to 2691 and encodes 896 amino acids. NCBI's taxonomy places the organism in Eukaryota, Viridiplantae, Chlorophyta, Chlorophyceae, Sphaeropleales, Selenastraceae. Gene Ontology annotation, biological process: carbohydrate metabolic process.